AUGAUGAAGAAGAAGAAACAAAGUAGAUCCCAAUCUUCUACCAGGGAACCAUCCCCAGAUUCUUCACCUUCACCUAGGCUCCUCUCCAUUUUCCGCUCCAAGUUGGUAAGUGGUAAAGACUUGAAGCAUAUGUUCAGAGGCAUGAAGACCAAAACCGCACCUGGACUGUCUUCUCAGUCUAGAAUCGUGAGAUGUCCCAAGUGCCACAAGCUUCUACAAGAACCUAUAGAUGCGACUAUUUAUAAAUGCAGUGGAUGCAACUCGAUUCUUCAAGGUACAAUAAUAGCCUUCUUUAAGUCCCCCUCCCUAACCUUGCUUAUAUUCACAAGUAAACAAAACGUUGGGAACUGGAAAGUAAUAGUGACUCUAUUCCAGAGGCUCUCCUUUAUUCUCAAAACCGUAGUUUAA
Eruca vesicaria subsp. sativa (arugula) is the source of this 408-nucleotide messenger RNA. Lineage: Eukaryota; Viridiplantae; Streptophyta; Magnoliopsida; Brassicales; Brassicaceae. The record is from the annotation of a GenBank genome assembly.